AUGGCGGCCCCGGCGCUGGCGGCGGCGCUGGCGAUGGCGGCGGCGGAGGGCCCCAACGCGAGCGGCGCCGGAGAGGGGGGCGGCGGUGGCGGUGGCGGCGCUAACGCCUCGGGGGCUCCCUGGGGGCCGCCCGGGGGCCAGUACUCGGCGGGCGCCGUGGCAGGGCUGGCGGCCUUGGUGGGCGUCCUCAUCGUCUUCACCGUGGUGGGCAACGUGCUGGUGGUGAUCGCCGUGCUGACCAGCCGCGCGCUGCGUGCGCCGCAGAACCUCUUUCUGGUGUCCCUGGCCUCGGCCGACAUCCUGGUGGCCACGCUGGUCAUGCCCUUCUCGCUGGCCAAGGAGCUCAUGGCCUACUGGUACUUCGGGCAGCUAUGGUGCGGCGUGUACCUGGCGCUGGACGUGCUCUUCUGCACCGCGUCCAUCGGCCACCUGUGCGCCAUCAGCCUGGACCGCUACUGGUCGGUGACACGCGCCGUCGAGUACAACCUCAAGCGCACGCCGCGCCGCGUCAAGGCUACCAUCGUGGCCGUGUGGCUGCUCUCUGCGCUCAUUUCCUUCCCGCCACUGGUAUCCUUCUACCGCCAGCCCUACGGUGCCGCCUACCCGCAGUGCGGCCUCAACGACGAGACUUGGUACAUCCUGUCCUCCUGCAUCGGCUCCUUCUUCGCUCCCUGCCUCGUCAUGGGCCUGGUCUACGCGCGCAUCUACCGCGUGGCCAAGCUGCGUACGCGCUCGCUCAGCGAGAAGCGCGCCCCGGGGGCCCCCGACGGCGGCGGGGCGUCCCCGGCCACAGAGAACGGGCACUGUGCGCCCGCGAGCGCCCACCUCGAGCCGGACGAGAGCAGCGCGGCGGCCGAGAGGCGGCGGCGGCGGGGAGCGCUGCGUCGGGGCGGCGGGCAGCGACGGCGGCGCGCGGGCGCCCAGGAGGCCGCCGACGCGCCCGAGCCGGGACUGGAGCCGGGGCUGGAGCCGGGGCCGCCGCCCGGGGCCGAGGCGGGCGCGCUGGCGGCCUCCCGGUCGCCGGCCCCCGGCGGGCGCCUGUCGCGCUCCAGCUCGCGUUCCGUCGAGUCGUUCCUGUCGCGCCGGCGCCGCGCGCGCAGCAGCGUGUGCCGCGGCAAGGUGGCCCAGGCGCGCGAGAAGCGCUUCACAGUCGUGCUGGCCGUGGUCAUGGGCGUGUUCGUGCUGUGCUGGUUCCCCUUCUUCUUCAGCUACAGCCUUUAUGGCAUCUGCCGCGAGGCCUGCCAGCUGCCUGACCCACUCUUCAAGUUUUUCUUCUGGAUCGGUUACUGCAACAGCUCGCUCAACCCCGUCAUCUACACCGUCUUCAACCAGGACUUCCGGCGUUCCUUCAAGCACAUCCUUUUCCGCCGCCGGCGAAGGGGCUUCAGGCCGUGACUCGGGCGGGGGCG
Molecule: messenger RNA, 1409 nt
Organism: Ochotona curzoniae (black-lipped pika)
Lineage: Eukaryota; Metazoa; Chordata; Mammalia; Lagomorpha; Ochotonidae
Gene: ADRA2C
Product: adrenoceptor alpha 2C
Exons: 1
Coding region: 1-1395 (464 amino acids)
Biological process (GO): regulation of vasoconstriction; adenylate cyclase-activating adrenergic receptor signaling pathway; platelet activation
Cellular component (GO): membrane
Molecular function (GO): alpha2-adrenergic receptor activity
Source: RefSeq, a predicted model, not a curated record